UUAAUAUUUGCUGAAUAUUCAUAAUCACAAAAAGCAAUGUUGAUUGUAUUAUAAUUUUUUUUUAAAUCAUCAAAUAAAUUAUUUAUUAUUUUUAGAUUUUAACCUUUCUAUUAUAAUUAUUUAUUAAAUUCAGUAUAUUUUUAAGUGUUCAAAAUAAGCAUAUCUUGUUAUUCACAUUUAUAACAGAUGGUUUGUAAUUAUUAUUUACGUUAAGAUUUUUAACUACCGAUAACCACUAAAAAUAUUUUGCUUCAAAAUGAGGACAGCUCUUAUGGUUGCUGAAAAGCCAUCUCUGGCUUCUUCCUUGGCUAAUAUCUUAAGUAACGGCCGAAGUAGUUCAAGGAAAAGUAUGAACUCAGCUUGUCCCGUACAUGAAUGGUCUGGUAUAUUUUUUGGUGAACCAAUCAUUUUUAAGAUGACUUCAGUUUGUGGUCAUGUUAUGACCUUAGAUUUCAAUAGCAAGUUUAAUAAUUGGGAUAAAGUUGAUCCAGAAGAACUUUUUUCUUGUCCUACUGAAAAAAAAGAAGCAUCACCUAAAUUACGUAUACCAGCAAUGUUGGCCACUGAAGCAAGAGGUGUAGAUUAUUUAGUACUAUGGCUUGAUUGUGACAAAGAAGGAGAAAACAUAUGUUUUGAAGUCAUUGAUGCUGUAAAGAAUUCUAUGAAACGCUCGAAUGAUAUUACUAGAAUUUGGAGAGCGAAAUUCUCAGCUAUUACUCCUAAAGACAUUAAAGCAGCAAUGGAUAGAUUACAUUUUCCAAAUAAAAAUGAAGCUAUGAGUGUUGAUGCUAGACAAGAAUUAGAUCUUCGAAUUGGUUGUUCGUUUACUCGAUUUCAAACUAAAUAUUUUCAGGGAAAAUAUGGAGAUUUAGAUUCAUCUUUAAUUUCAUAUGGUCCUUGUCAAACUCCUACUUUAGGAUUUUGUGUUCAGAGGCAUGAUGAAAUUCGUAGAUUUAAACCUGAGCCUUAUUGGGUCAUUCAAAUAACAAUACAAUCCAAAGAAGGGCAAGAUGUUGUUCUUAAUUGGGAAAAGGGAAGAUGUUUUGAGCGAGAUACAUCUAAUAAUUUACUUCAAGCAUUAAAAAAACAACAAGUGGCCACUGUUGUUUCUGUAACACAGCAAGAAAAGACAAAACAACGUCCUUUAGCUCUGAAUUCUGUUGAACUAAUGCGAGCAGCUAGUACUGGAUUGGGAAUGGGUCCCCAUCAUGCAAUGCAAAUAGCUGAACGACUUUAUACUCAAGGUUACAUUAGUUAUCCAAGAACUGAAACUACUCAUUAUUCUGAUAAUUUUGAUUUACAUGGUGCUGUAAGAACUCUUCAAAAAAGUUCAGAAUGGGGCUCAGAAAUAAGACAAGUGUUGAGCAGUGGUUUAACACGACCAAGAAAUGGUAAAGACUGUGGUGACCAUCCACCAAUUACUCCUACAAUGUUGGCAUCACGGAAUGAACUUGAUGGAGAUUCUUGGAAGUUAUAUGAUUUUAUUGCUCGCCAUUUUGUGGCAACAAUAUCAAAAGAUUGUAGAUUUUAUUCCAAAACUGUUACAUUUAAAAUUGGGACAGAAACAUUUACAUAUAAUUGGCGUACUUUAAUUGAUGCUGGAUUUACAGCAAUUACGCCUUGGAAAGCUAUACCUAAAAAUGAAUUAGCUGUGAAUUUUGAAUGUGAUGAAAAAUUGAACAUUAAAGAUGCAAGACUUACAGAUCACAUGACAACUCCACCAGGAUAUCUUACUGAAUCUGAAUUAAUUUCUAUGAUGGAAAAACAUGGAAUAGGAACUGAUGCUUCUAUUCCAGUUCAUAUUAACAACAUUUCACAAAGAAAUUAUGUUACUGUAGCUUCUGGGCGAAGACUUGUACCUACAAAUCUAGGUAUUGUUUUAGUACACGGAUAUCAAAAGAUUGAUAAACAAUUGGUUGAACCAACCAUGCGCUCUACUAUUGAAGAUCAAUUAAAUUUAAUUGCAAAAGGAGAGGCUAAUUAUGAACGAGUCCUUAGACAAACAAUUGAAGCUUUUCGACAAAAGUAUUUAUAUUUUGUAAAAUCCAUUGAAGCUAUGGAUUCUCUAUUUGAAGUAUCAUUUACAACUUUAGCAGCUACAGGAAAAGCCCUUUCGAGGUGUGGAAAAUGUCGUCGUUAUAUGAAACUAAUUUUAGCUAAACCAUCUCGCUUACAUUGUUCACAUUGUGAUGAGACCUAUAAUUUACCUCAAAAUGGAAAUAUAAGAAUCUACAAGGAAUUAAAAUGCCCAUUGGAUGAUUUUGAACUUGUUACAUGGUCAACUGGUACAAAAGGACGAAGUUACCCAUUAUGUCCAUAUUGUUAUAAUCAACCAGCAUUUCGUGAUAUGAAAAAACAUAGUGGUUGUAAUCUAUGUCUUCAUCCUACUUGUCCUCAAGGUUUUUAUGUAAAUGGUAUUGCUAGUUGUCUUCAGUGUGAUAAUGGUGUAUUAGUACUUGAUCCAUCAUCUGGACCUAAAUGGAAAGUUGGUUGCAAUAGAUGUGAUGUAAUAUUUCAUUUAUUUGAAGAUGCCCACAAAAUUACUGUUGAAAAUAAGGCAUGUGAUUGUGGAGCACAGUUGUUAAAAAUUGAAUAUAAAGAGGAACGAACCCGUUUGCCUCGGGAUUUAAUUGAAAUGACUGGAUGUCUCUUCUGUUGUUCAGAAUUUAGUUAUUUAGUUGAAAAAUUCAGAGCUCAAGCAUCUAAACCAGUAUUUAAUAGUCGUCAAGGUAGAGGACGCGCUAAGCAUAAGGGUAAAGGUAAACCAAAGCCUCCCAAGGAUAAGAUGGCUCAAUUGGCUUCCUAUUUUGUGUAAAUAAUAAAACUAAUAGAUCUUUUGAUAACCUAUUAAAUUUUUGUAAAAUAUAAAUUUAUUUCUAAAUAAAACAUAUUUAAAUCACUUACAACAUAUAACUAAGGCCUAAAAAAUUAAAAUUAAUCAUAACAAACUAUUAAUGAAUCUCAAUUAUGUUUUUAUUUCAAACAGUAAUUAUAUGAACUAAAAAAUAGAAUUAACUCUUAAGAGGUCUUUAAAAUUCUAAUUUAAUAAGCUGCUAGAAAAAAUAGUUGAAAAAAUAUUUCAAAUGUUCCUAAUUUAUUUAUAAAUUAUAUGUAAUUAAAUAGCCAUUGUCAUGACAUUUUAAUGUUUUGCUAAAGAGGUUACGUAUUUUUUUCAUAUUUAUAACAAUUUAAUUUUUGAUAAUGUAAUAAUAUUAAAAAUAAGAGCAUAAUUAGAGUGAUAUUGUGUGUUACUUUUCUUUAAAAACAUAUUAAUUUUAUUAUUUAAAAUAAUUUGAUUGAAACUGUGUGUGUUACACUUAUUAAAAAAACUUAUUAUUUAUUAUUUUUCUUUGUUUACUUCUUGCCAUUUUAUUUAUUAGGUAUUUGUAGAUUUUAAGUUGUGUAAUAUUCUUUCAACUAAUGUAUACUUUAAAGUUCUGAUACUUAGAAAUGAUUAACAUGCACUCAAUAAGUGUUUUCUUGUAACUUUAUCUUUAUCUAGCUAUUUUAAUUUUAUUUUCUAUUUAGUUUUAACACAAAAAAUGAAUGUGAUAUAUUAGUCUAUUUUCAAUGCAUGUGGUAUUCUGUGUAACUAAUUAAUCUUUAAGUCAAUAAAUGACAAAAUAUUAUUUCUUUAUAAUAAAAUGAAGCUUGCAUAGAAUAUAAUACCUAUUUUGUGUAAAUGUAACUAAUUUUAAUAUUAUUAUAAAUAGAUAUCAUUGCCAAUUUGUAUUUUUAUUUUAAGAAAAAAAAAUUAAUUGAUAUCAAAAAACAAAAACAUUACUUUUGUUUAUAAAAUUUUAUGACACUAAUAAAUUAAAAAACUUGUUUUUAUUAUAA
Molecule: messenger RNA, 3840 nt
Organism: Daktulosphaira vitifoliae (grape phylloxera)
Lineage: Eukaryota; Metazoa; Arthropoda; Insecta; Hemiptera; Phylloxeridae
Gene: Top3beta
Product: DNA topoisomerase 3-beta-1
Exons: 13
Coding region: 257-2815 (852 amino acids)
Biological process (GO): DNA topological change
Cellular component (GO): nucleus
Molecular function (GO): DNA binding; DNA topoisomerase type I (single strand cut, ATP-independent) activity
Source: RefSeq, a predicted model, not a curated record